This is a messenger RNA of Naumovozyma dairenensis CBS 421, 825 nucleotides long. It is a transcript of the gene MMS21, whose product is annotated as SUMO ligase MMS21. The transcript has a single exon. The record is from RefSeq and is a predicted model, not a curated record. Gene Ontology annotation, biological process: protein sumoylation; double-strand break repair via homologous recombination. Lineage: Eukaryota; Fungi; Ascomycota; Saccharomycetes; Saccharomycetales; Saccharomycetaceae. Gene Ontology annotation, cellular component: nucleus; Smc5-Smc6 complex. The coding region runs from base 1 to 825 and encodes 274 amino acids. Gene Ontology annotation, molecular function: zinc ion binding; SUMO ligase activity.
AUGUCAAGCUCUUCUACUAUUCCAGAAUGCUUACCCUUACAUCCAGGAGCUAGUACUUAUUUCCAUGGACUGCAUACAUCUGAUACUACUAAAUAUGUAGAUCUUUGUGAUAAACAAUUCAAUGAGACUUUGGAUCAAAUAAUAAAUUCAGCUGCACCUAACACUGAGGAACUUAUCAAAUCAUUGACGAAGACAUAUGCUGCAUUGAAUACUGAACGGUUAACCGCUAAACGACUGGCUGGAAAACUCAAUACUGUUAAACAAGAAUAUAAAAUGAAAUCAGACCAGUGUGAACAAAUAUCAUUAUCUAAUUGGGACUUAUAUCGUACUGGUGAAAUGACUGCUCCUAAUUUGUUAAAGUUAUAUGAUGAUGCCAAGGAUUCAAGAAUCAAUAAUACCCAAACAGCGGAAGAUGGAGGUGUUACCACAGCAUAUCUACUAAAGAUUUUCCCUUAUAUUUGGGAGAAUCCUACUUGUGUCCUACCAGAUCUUACCAAGAGCGGGAAUGCGAAGAAAACAAGAGCAGCUGAUGACGAUGAAAUACAUAUAGAAGGUGGUAAUAUUGAAUUGAUUUGCCCAAUCACAUGUAAACCUUAUGAACGUCCUUUGAUUUCCAAGAAAUGUGGUCAUGUUUUUGAUCAUGAAGGUAUUGUAAAUUAUUUAAGAGGUCACGGUUCUAGAGAUUGUCCACAAGGUGGGUGCGGUAAGGUUGUUAGCAUGAGAGAUUUUGUUCCAGAUAAAAUUAUGUCACUUAGAUGUAAAAUCGAUAAAAUACAGAAAAUAAAGGCAAAUAAAGAAGAUAAUGAGAACCUAGACACUUUGUGA